This is a messenger RNA of Equus caballus (horse), 2328 nucleotides long. It is a transcript of the gene STING1, whose product is annotated as stimulator of interferon response cGAMP interactor 1. Gene Ontology annotation, biological process: reticulophagy; activation of innate immune response; positive regulation of type I interferon production. Gene Ontology annotation, molecular function: 2',3'-cyclic GMP-AMP binding; cyclic-di-GMP binding. Lineage: Eukaryota; Metazoa; Chordata; Mammalia; Perissodactyla; Equidae. Gene Ontology annotation, cellular component: autophagosome; endoplasmic reticulum membrane. The record is from RefSeq and is a predicted model, not a curated record.
CACCACGGGGGCUUGAGGGGAAGCUGGUGUUCCGGGUUGGGGCUGCAGGGAGUGCUAGGGAGUUUCUGAGCACCCUUGCUUUGGCGUAGCAAAGGGCAGUGGAAUGGGGACCUUCUCAAGCUUUCACCCCCAGCCACCCUAAGACUUGGGCGUGGCGCAUCAGGGCCUUGGUGGGAGGGCUCCUCCUGCCUCCCUGCGGUGCAAGAAAUCUCUUCCUCCCCAGAGCACUCUAAGCUGCAGGUCCGGUGAGCUGCCAGGGCUGGAAUGUGGUAGAGAAAACUUCAAUUGCUUUUGACCUUUUAUUUUUCAGGCUGCACCCAGAGAGGCUGCCUUUGGUUGCCGGGAGCCUUUGCACUGGAACUUCUGUUCCUGUUGUCUUCCAGAAACAGCCUGUGAUCUGGGAGGUAGAAGGUAAGAUCAGGAGGAGCCCAGCCAGAGCUCUAAGGCUGAGGCCCCCGGAACCCAGAGAUGCCUCACUCCAGCCUGCACCCGUCCAUCCCACAGCCCAGGGGUCACAGGGCCCAGAAGGCAGCCUUGGUCCUGCUGAGUGCCUGCCUGGCAGCCCUCUGGGGGCUAGGGGAGCCGCCAGACCACAUUCUCCACUGGCUGGUACUCCACCUGGCCUCACUGCAGCUGGGGCUGCUGUUGAAGCGUGCCUGCAGUCUGGCGGAAGAGCUGUGCCACAUCCACUCCAGGUACCAGAGCAGCUACUGGAGGGCUGUGCAGGCCUGCCUGGGCUGCCCCAUCCGCGGUGGGACCCUGCUGUUACUGUCCUGCUAUUUCUACUACUCCCUCCCAAACAAAAAUGGCCUGUCCUUCAUUUGGAUGCUUGCCCUCCUGGGCCUCUCACAGGCACUGAACAUCCUCCUGGGCUUCCAGGGCCUGGCCCCAGCUGAGGUCUCUGUAAUCUGUGAGGAAAACAACUUCAACGUCGCCCAUGGGCUGGCAUGGUCAUAUUAUACUGGGUACCUGCGGCUGAUCCUGCCAGGGCUCCGGGCCCGGAUCCAAGUUUACAAUCAGCUCCACAACAACGUACUAUGCGGCGCAGGGAGCCAUCGGCUGCACAUCCUCUUCCCAUUGGAUUGUGGGGUGCCUGACGACCUGAGUGUGGCUGACCCCAACAUUUGCUUCCUGCAUGAGCUGCCCCAGCAAAGUGCUGACCGUGCUGGCAUCAAGGGUCGGGUUUACACCAACAGUGUCUAUCGGCUUCUGGAGAACGGGCAGCCGGCAGGCGCCUGUGUCCUGGAGUAUGCCACCCCCUUGCAGACCCUGUUUGCCAUGUCACAGGAUGGCCGAGCUGGCUUUAGCCGGGAAGAUCGGCUUGCGCAGGCCAAACUCUUCUGCCGGACACUUCAAGACAUCCUGGCAGAUGCCCCUGAGUGUCAGAACAACUGUCGCCUCAUUGUCUACCAGGAACCUGCAGAUGGAAGCAGCUUCUCCCUGUCACAGGAGAUUCUCCAGCACCUGCGGCAGGAGGAAAGGGAGGUUACUGUGGGCAGCGCGGAGACCUCGGUGGUGGCCACUUCCUCCACUCUGUCCCAAGACCCCCAGCUCCUCAUCAGUGGCAUGGAACAGCCUCUCCCACUCCGCUCGGAUGUCUUCUGAGGCCCAGGGUCACCUUGCCUGAGCCCCCAGCGAUUCCCAAGACUCUAGAUUGGGGGCUUUCUUCAACAACUGGAUUCCCAGCAGAAUCGUUUCCUCUCACAGGAGGCCUCUCAGAGAAGGUCCCUGGACUUGACAUCUCAAGAAGAGCCCUAUGACCUUGGGCAAGUUGUUUCACCUCUCUGAGCCUCAGUGUCCUCAUCUAUGAAAUGGGAUUAUAAUCACGGCCUACAUACCUCACAGGGUUGUUGUGAGGAUUAUGACGGCAUGGAAGUUUUUUGUAAACUCUAAAUGCCAAGUAAACUUAAGGGAUGUGCCAAGUGUCUUCCAUUGGGCCUUCUGGACCUACUCUCCACCCUUCUCCUCCUCUGCCCUGGAAUCACAUCAACAGGCUCCAUUGCCCUCUGGCCUCUGGAUCAUGUUCUGUCAACAGAGAACCCUAGUGGAGGGAAGGAGGAGGGUGAGUUUGGGCCGUUUAUUCUCCCAGCUCCCUCCCUGUGGUAUCAAGGUCACUGUGGGCUUUGGGCAUCUGUCCACCUAAAGUCACAGCUUGGAGACCCUCUCCAUAACUCUGUGUAUCUCCAGGUUCUGGUAACUGCUUCCUCCCCCUGCCCCUUCAGGCCUAGCAGGGGUACUGGCUCCCCUGAUGCUCAUCAUGGAGCUCUCACUUUCACUUGCGGUUUCCUUAUACCUGCUCUUUCUAAAUAGACCCCUUUUUAAACACGC